Racocetra persica is the source of this 384-nucleotide messenger RNA. NCBI's taxonomy places the organism in Eukaryota, Fungi, Glomeromycota, Glomeromycetes, Diversisporales, Gigasporaceae. The record is from the annotation of a GenBank genome assembly.
AUGCAGGGAAUGAUGCAAAAAAUGAUGCAAGGAAUAUCUGAAACUUAUAAGGAUUAUAUGAAUCACAAAAUUUCAUAUUACUCUGAAGACUAUAUUGAUUUUGCUUUAUCCUCUAAUAUGUGGAUUAUUAAUAAUUUUCCUGUAACCAGAUGCAGUAUGUUUGAAAGUAAUGACUUUGAAAAAGAAUCCAAUUUCUUGCCUGCAAUUGAAAAUAUCAAAGACAAUAUAUAUGAAGACAGUGAUUUAGAAAAUGAGCUUGAAGAAUAUGAAUGUGAUAAUUUAGAUGAUGAGCUUGAGAAUAGUUCUCUAAAAGAAAUAAAUACUGAGCAGACCUUCAUGUCUUUUGAGAUGCUUGAGCAAUAUCUGAAACGUUAUUCUACCUGA